Messenger RNA from Pan troglodytes (chimpanzee), 1557 nucleotides. It is a transcript of the gene KCNK17, whose product is annotated as potassium two pore domain channel subfamily K member 17. Gene Ontology annotation, biological process: potassium ion transmembrane transport; stabilization of membrane potential. Lineage: Eukaryota; Metazoa; Chordata; Mammalia; Primates; Hominidae. Gene Ontology annotation, molecular function: potassium ion leak channel activity; outward rectifier potassium channel activity. The record is from RefSeq and is a predicted model, not a curated record. Gene Ontology annotation, cellular component: plasma membrane.
GUCCCAUUCCCCAGCACUCCUCCUCCCCGGCAAAACCGGGCACCAGCAGGCGUUUGCGAGAGGAGAUACGAGCUGCACGCCUGGCCCUUCCCUCCCACCGGGUCCUAGUCCACCGCUCCCGGCGCCGGCUCCCCGCCUCUCCCGCUAUGUACCGACCGCGAGCCCGGGCGGCUCCCGAGGGCAGGGUCCGGGGCUGCGCGGUGCCCAGCACCAUGCUCCUGCUGCUCGCCUACCUGGCUUACCUGGCGCUGGGCACCGGCGUGUUCUGGACGCUGGAGGGCCGCGCGGCGCAGGACUCCAGCCGCAGCUUCCAGCGCGACAAGUGGGAGCUGUUGCAGAACUUCACGUGUCUGGACCGCCCGGCGCUGGACUCGCUGAUCCGGGAUGUCGUCCAAGCGUACAAAAACGGAGCCAGCCUCCUCAGCAACACCACCAGCAUGGGGCGCUGGGAGCUCGUGGGCUCCUUCUUCUUUUCUGUGUCCACCAUCACCACCAUUGGCUAUGGCAACCUGAGCCCCAACACGAUGGCUGCCCGCCUCUUCUGCAUCUUCUUUGCCCUUGUGGGGAUCCCACUCAACCUCGUGGUGCUCAACCGACUGGGGCAUCUCAUGCAGCAGGGAGUAAACCACUGUGCCAGCAGGCUGGGGGGCACCUGGCAGGACCCUGACAAGGCGCGGUGGCUGGCGGGCUCUGGCGCCCUCCUCUCGGGCCUCCUGCUCUUCCUGCUGCUGCCACCGCUGCUCUUCUCCCACAUGGAGGGCUGGAGCUACACGGAGGGCUUCUACUUCGCCUUCAUCACCCUCAGCACCGUGGGCUUCGGCGACUACGUGAUUGGAAUGAACCCCUCCCAGAGGUACCCACUGUGGUACAAGAACGUGGUAUCCCUGUGGAUCCUCUUUGGGAUGGCAUGGCUGGCCUUGAUCUCAAACUCAUCCUCUCCCAGCUGGAGACACCAGGGAGGGUAUGUUCCUGCUGCCACCACAGCUGUAAGGAAGACUUCAAGUCCCAAAGCUGGAGACAGGGACCUGAUCAGGAGCCAGAGUCCCACUCCCCACAGCAAGGAUGCUAUCCAGAGGGAUCCAUGGGAAUCAUACAGCAUCUGGAACCUUCUGCUCAAGCUGCAGGCUGUGGCAAGGACAGCUAGUUAUACUCCAUUCUUUGGUCGUCGUCCUCGGUAGCAAGACCCCUGAUUUUAAGCUUUGCACAUGUCCACCCAAAGACUACAUUUUCCAUCCACCCUAGAGGCUGGGUGCAGCUAUAUGAUUAAUUCUGCCCAAUAGGGUAUACAGAGACAUGUCCUGGGUGACAUGGGAUGUGACUUUCGGGUGGCGGGGCGGCAUGCCCUUCUUUCCCACUUCCGUACUUUAGCAGGCUGCAAUGCCGCCGAUAUGGUGGCUGGGAGCUCUGGCAGCCAUACGGCACCAUGAAGUAGCAGCAAUGUUUGAGCGGCACAAUAAGAUAGGAAGAGUCUGGAUCUCUGAUGAUCACAGAGCCAUCCUAACAAACGGAAUAUCACCCGACCUCCUUUAUGUGAGAGAGAAAUAAACAUCUUAUGUA